Molecule: messenger RNA, 1057 nt
Organism: Lycium ferocissimum
Lineage: Eukaryota; Viridiplantae; Streptophyta; Magnoliopsida; Solanales; Solanaceae
Product: dephospho-CoA kinase
Exons: 4
Coding region: 130-825 (231 amino acids)
Biological process (GO): coenzyme A biosynthetic process
Molecular function (GO): ATP binding; dephospho-CoA kinase activity
Source: RefSeq, a predicted model, not a curated record
AAAAAACCUUGGGUUCAAAUUGACAUUGAAGAUUUCCUCGAAUCAAGAAGUCGUGAGUGUGGUGGAGGAAGAGACUGAAUUGGAGCAGCUCGAGUUGUUCCUCGUUACUUGUCUGUUCUCGAAAUUAGAAUGAGGAUAGUUGGACUGACAGGAGGAAUUGCUUCGGGGAAGAGCACCGUCUCUAACCUUUUCAAGGAUCAUGGUAUUCCCGUUGUCGAUGCUGACAUUGUAGCUCGUGACGUUUUGAAGAAAGGAACUGGUGGUUGGAAAAAGGUUGUGGCUGCAUUUGGUGAGGACGUCUUACUGGAAAAUGGAGAAGUUGAUCGCGCAAAGCUAGGUCAAAUAGUAUUCUCUGAUCCGGGAAAACGUCAGCUUCUUAAUAGAUUGCUAGCACCAUUUAUCUCACGUGGGAUUUUAAUGGAAGUUUUGAAGCUGUGGAUGAAGGGUUGCUCCAUAAUUGUUCUUGAUGUUCCUCUUUUGUUUGAGGCCAAGAUGGAUAAGUUUACUAAACCCAUUGUUGUUGUUUGGGUUGAUCCUGAGACACAGCUGCAGCGGCUCAUGACGAGAGAUGGAUCAAUGGAGGAGGAUGCCAAAAGCAGGAUAAAUGCACAGAUGUCUCUGGAUCUUAAGAGGUCAAAGGCAGAUAUUGUGAUUGAUAACACUAGCUCACUUGAGGCGUUAAAUGAACAAUUCCAGAAAGUGUUAACUCAGAUUACAAGGCCUUUGACCUGGACCGAGUUUAUGCUCUCAAGAAAAGGAGCUUUUCUGGUAUUGUUAUCAGUUGUUCUAUUUGCAAAAAAAGUUUAUGAAGGUAAAAUAAUUUGAUCUGAGACAAGGUAUGCAUUUCUGUAUGGAAGAAGAGUUACUCCUUAAUCGAGCUCUACUGUGUAUGUGCUAUUUGUUUUUUAAGAAAAAGAAGCUGUGUAUGUACUUCCAGCAUGAGCUUUUGUGCUUUAUUAGAUACUUGAGAUGUUGAAAUUGAAGUAUGAUAAUUGAUUGUACAUUUUACUGAUUCAAUAAAAGGAGGGAUUAUGAUACAUUUUGGAAUUUCUUUGGA